Molecule: messenger RNA, 621 nt
Organism: Panicum virgatum (switchgrass)
Lineage: Eukaryota; Viridiplantae; Streptophyta; Magnoliopsida; Poales; Poaceae
Product: protein RGF1 INDUCIBLE TRANSCRIPTION FACTOR 1-like
Exons: 3
Coding region: 1-621 (206 amino acids)
Molecular function (GO): zinc ion binding
Source: RefSeq, a predicted model, not a curated record
AUGAAAAGAGGGACUGUGCCUUCAUGGCUAGAGCUAUUGCUUGCAACACAAUUCUUUCUCACUUGCAAAAAUCAUAUGCUUUCUAGUCUUAGUGAGUGUAACCUAUUUUGCAUCGAGUGCGAGGUACCAUUCUGCUAUCACUGUCGUUCAGACCAGCAUUCGACUCAUCAUUUACUCCAAAUAAGACGAUCGUCAUAUCAUGAUGUUGUAAAAGUAUCUGAAUUGGAGGAUAUUCUUGAUAUUAGCGAUGUGCAAACUUAUGUGAUCAAUAGUGCAAGGGUUGUAUUUUUGAACGAGCGACCACAACAGCGCUCUGGUGGUCCAUUGUCGUCAUCAUUAUACAACUAUCAGACCUGUAGCCGUGCCCUUCUCAACAAAUUUCGUUUCUGCUCUCUUGGUUGCAAUCUUAAGGGCACAAAAAAGGAUUUGAAGAUGCCUAGUGAUGUUGCGAAUCGUUCUGAAUAUAAAGGAAUGGAAGAAGUGGCUGCUGGCAACAGUAGCGGUUCAAAUACUAGGAGUGGGAAAGAGAUAUGUAAUGAAGACAACAAUGAAGAACCACCAGCAAAAAGGGUUGCUCGUCAUCGGCGUAAGGGAAUUCCCCAACGUGCACCAUUCUUUUGA